AUGGCCACCGCAACCGCUACCACAACCACUUCCGCGAUACACGGCUUCUCCCUCUUCCCCACCACAGUUCCCAAGAUCGCCAUCCCGAAUCCCCACAAGAGAAAUCCCAGCUUGCACAGGAUUAGCAUGGUGGCGUCACCAGACGAUACUCUGUCACCUGCGGGAGAGUCGGUUGUAUUCAAGAUGGAAGAGGAACGACCACCCUUGCCUCAACUUCCCACGCACUUCAACGAGCAGCAUCGAACACGAGAAUCAACACCCUCGCCAGAUGAUAUCGGCCGAGCAGUGACCACGCACUCGCCUAUAGACGGCCGAACUCCAACUCAGGCUACCUCACCGUCCACAGCAGCAGCCAAAUAUACACCCUCACUUUAUCAAUCACCAGGGAUGAGCCAGUCGUCUCCACAGCCUUCUUCAUCGCUAGGCACAGGAUCAGCUACUACGUUGGUCGCCCAGCCGGCUCCCACGGCAUCAACACCGAUUAACAGGAACAAGUCACCUGUCGAUCCAUCUCCGAUUGUCCCAAUCCGGUCAAUGUUCCCCGUCUAUGAUCCUUCUGUCCCUCUAACUCAGCAAGCAUAUGCUCCACCUAGACCGCUACCAGCGAGGCUGUCGGGCAUGCCACCUUUCGCUGCCCCUGCACGGGAGGAGUACCGAAGUAGUUUGUCGAUGCCUUUUACUGCCGCGGCGGCACCGAGGACAGCCCCUGCUAGCGUCCUCAAUUUCCCUUCAGAUGUCAUGAGUGUGAAUGUCGGCCCACGCGUUUCGACACAGAGGGAGCUAGAGAAGUUAUGGGACGUGUCCCAUGGCACGGAGCCCGGGUGUUCGAUAAGGAGCUUUGAGCUUGAGAUGGCCAGAACGGAGGAGGCAACAUUUGUGUUUGGCUCGCAUCCCUCGUUACCUUUCUACACACUCCAGACAUACGACACCAACGAAAUUGCUGUCAGCAAGACCUGCCCGAAGCGGGUGCCCCCCUCAGCCACAUCACCUUCGUCCGCCGAACCUCCUUUGACACGCGACGUCGUCCUCUGCCCGCUCGAGCCCGCCGAACGCAGGCAGCCACCCAACGACGGCCUCGUGGCUUUUGUCUUCCCCAAGCUCGCGGCCAUGCUGGCAAUCAACCAGUCCGCCGCGCUUGCCAAGCAACACAACCUCGCUCCCACGGACAGAGACGACAUCGAAGCCCAGGCCGUGCGAAGAGCAGCCAAGCAAGAAGCAUGCAGCCUUCGGUACAACGCCAGAGGCGGCUUCUACGAACUUGAACAUCCGGCCAUCGGGCGCGGCGCCAUGGGCGGCGACUUUGCGACCAAAUCGCCGAUCCCCAGCUCCCCUACGACCAUUCGCUCAAUAACGGGAAAACCGGUCCUACACAUCAUUAUCUCCAAAGACAGUCCCCUCCCUUCCAUCCACGUCGUUGACCCUAACGCUUCCCGCCGCGCGGCCGCAAGCAUUAUGACACCCACGACGGCGAACCCAUCGUCAGCAGGACCCGGCAUCCGCCGCUUCUCAACCAUCCCUCAGACGGAAACGUCUCCUUCCUUGGAAUUUCCGCCCCUCGCAACACUGGACCUGACGUCUGAAAUCCUCCACAUCGACGCAAACUCCAUCCUAGAACUUAUGCCGUCUCUCUUUAGCAUCGACUGCGUCGUGUCGGCCAUCAUGGCCGUCGCAGUCGCGGAUGCGACCACAAACCCUGCGUUGGGCAGCAUGGAGGUCUGGAAGCCCCGACCCGCACCACCGUCCCGAUAUGGCGGCCCUGCUACAGGAGCACGCAGCAUCUUCAACGGAGCGGGAGCGCCAGGGAGCGUCCGGCCCGUGGGCACCCGACCCGGGAGCGUGAAAUCCUACGCCGGGUCAGCCUUCUACGCCACCAUCGCCGAGCGAGAAGAGGCCGAGGAGGAGGCCAAGCUGAUGCGAAAAACUCACCGGGAGGAUGUCCGCGCGGCUAGGUCGUCCUCGAAGGCCAAGUCCAAGUCCAAGCCGUCAAGAACAUGGUUUGGUCGCUCUACCUCGGAAGAGACAGACUCGUCAUCCGAUAUCGAGCAAGGGUCAUCGCGGCGCAAGAACAAAAAGAACAAGAACAAAAAGAUCGUCAUGCGUGAGUUCGACCUCGAGAAGCUGGGCCACUACCAAUCCGGCGACCGCAAGGGCGAGGAACUACCCGCCGUGACGAGAGGCGCGAUUGGAGGCCUGGUGAUGGGGUUGAAACUUGUCGUGUGGUUUUUGACGCUCGUGGUCCAAGUUAUUACAUGGUUGCUUGUGCAUAUUACACGCGGUGUUACCAGUGAGAAGUUCUGA
This is a messenger RNA of Cladophialophora carrionii CBS 160.54, 2298 nucleotides long. RefSeq lists its product as uncharacterized. The record is from RefSeq and is a predicted model, not a curated record. Bases 1 to 2298 code for a protein of 765 amino acids. The transcript has a single exon. NCBI's taxonomy places the organism in Eukaryota, Fungi, Ascomycota, Eurotiomycetes, Chaetothyriales, Herpotrichiellaceae.